Messenger RNA from Brassicogethes aeneus, 3873 nucleotides. The record is from the annotation of a GenBank genome assembly. Lineage: Eukaryota; Metazoa; Arthropoda; Insecta; Coleoptera; Nitidulidae.
AAAACGCGAUUCACAUCGCUUCAAUUUAAAUGGCACAUUUGCCAUUAAUCUCGUUCCAAAUUCCAUGUUAGCAGUGCGUAUAUCAAAAAAUUCGCGUGUCCUUAAAUAAAAAAAAAUGUCCGUGGGCACUGACAAGGACAAGGUGAAGGAGUUCUAUUCAAAUGAUAUUGUGUACAAAUUCGACAAAAAUAAACGAAUCACGUUUGGGGUUGUGAUUGAUAGUUACGAGGCCUCCUCCGAUGUGGACGAAUACCAUUCCCUGCAAAAAGGCCAAAUCAGACUGCUGUGGAGCAACCACUCGCUGGAGCAGGUUUGGAGCCAAAGUAAGGUUCGGCUUAUCAACCGUGGCAUCCUCCCAGGGGACGUUGUGAGGCGUUUAGUCAAAGGCAAAGAGACCCAGAGGGGCUACUGCAAAGAAACGAAGCAAACUGCCACCUUGCAAAUCGUGGGAACAGACAAAGUGAUUGAACAUGUCUGCAGCGACAGAUUACAAAGUAUUCGCCCCUUUGAAACUGAAGAUGCGGUUUGUUUGGACAAUAAAUUUGGCAGAAUAGAUACUAUUGAGCAAAUUGUGACGAUGCAAUCAAAAUGUGGGUCCAUGGUGGAAGUUUUAACAAGUAUAAAUCAUGAUUUAGAUGAUUAUUGGUUGUCUAAAAGAAAUAGGAUUUCCUUUGAUACCUAUUACCCUGGACAAGAAGUAAUAUGUGUUCCCGCCAAUUUCGAACAACCUCAUUGGAUCAAAAAAUCAAAAUCAAUGAAAAGAAAUAUGCAAUCAAGACAGAGAUUUACCAUACAGAGUGUUUCAGAAUAUGUAAUGGAGGUUGCUUGGUAUGGGAAUUCAGCGGUCAACAUGGCCGAGCUGAGUACGGAGGAGAUAAAAAAACUGAAAGUUUUGGAACACCCCAGCGACACCUGUCUGGAGUUGAACGACCGAAAGCUGCUCAAACUUUCCUCCAGCGACGUUUUGCUCAAGAAAAAAGAUUGGACGAAAAAGUUAUCGCUCACCUACAGGCCGGAGGUGCCGAAAGUCAGGCACAUCGUCAACUGUAACACCAAAAUGCAAGACAAAAUGGCGGCCAAAAUGCCGAGAAUUCGUCUUUAUUCUUGCGUGGAAACGGGCGAACCCGAAGAGGACUGGUGGACGGAGGAGGGCGAAGUUUCCGACGACAAUUGCAGCACGUCGUCCAGAAGCCCCUCCAGCAAACAAAACCGUCGCCACUAUCCGCCAAAGCCCAGGGAAUUGGUGCCUGGAGCGACACUGCCCGUCGAGGUUAUUUGCGUUGAAUCCAAAGUGACAGUCUUAUGGCAGGACGGUACCGAGGAAAAAGACAUCCCCUCCACUCAGUUGUACUAUUCGAUUUCGCUGGACGAUCACGAAUUUUUCCCCGGCGAAGUGGUCGUUCCCGACAACGGGAAAGAGGACAAGGAAGAAAAGGAUUCGGAAAAAUACGGAGUCGUCCAACGCGUCAACUAUCUCGAAAGAACUGCCACGAUAAAAUGGUUCACUUACUCGGAAGCCUUAAAGAAACCCAUCCAGAAAUCAAUGACCGAAAUGAGCGUGUACGAUUUGAAGAAACACAGCAAAUUCGUCUUCAGACCUGGCAUCGUUGUAAAAUCCAAGCCCACCGAAAGCGAGAAAAUUGGUACAGUUAUUGAUAGUUGCAUUGAAGGUCACGUGAAAGUGCAGUGGCUGGACAAAUCGACGGGAAACUGCUGGCCGCAGGAGAUCGAGCAGAUUCCCGACUCGGUCGACUACGAGUACUCCGAUUCGGAAACGAGCGACGAGGAACGCAUGGGCGGCGAAUCGUGGGAGACGGAGAGCAUCGAAAGCUACGCCGGCGACGUCACGGACGAGACCGCCCUGCAAAACAUGGCGGCGCGCUUGGACUUCGUUCGCAGCCGCAUCGUGUACCUCAGGGAGGCCUUCAAGCAGCACACCAUCACCGAAAAUUUCACGUUCCUCAAAGAUUUACUAUUAGUUUACGACAACUCUAGUUACCUGGACAAACUGCUGGGCACCUCUUUUUUUAGCUUAAAAAGCCGCCAUUUUCAGACUCUUUUGAUGCAAGCCAAAGAAAAAGCAAAGACGCUGGGCGUCGAGCUGCGGGGACGCAUCUUCUCCAGCGACGCCACAUCUUGCCCGCCAAUCAAUCGAAGCCAUUUUAAGGUUGCGGAAAAGGAGAACAUAUCCAAAAUGAUCAAGCUGGAGAACAAAAUACAGGCCGAGAUCGAAAAGAAGGAAUCUCCCAAAGAAACGCCAACUGUAACCAUCGCGGCAAUAGUCGAAAACAGCGACGAAAUAACGCAAGAGAACCUGUGCGUCGAGCUGCUGUCCAUGCUGAAGAUGCGCAUGGACCUCGCCUACGCGGAAAUAAUAUCGCGCAUAGGCGGCACGCAGGCGCUCACCGUCCUCACCAAGGCCUCGGAGAACGCGUGCGUGCCGACGCCGCUGCCGAGCGUGCCGUCGACGCCCGACGACGCGACCUCCGCCUGCCCGCUCAAGAAGGUCUCCUCGAAGGAUUCCGACGUGCAGAUCGACGUCGAGGCCGACUUCUGGAUGGUGGACGAGGCGCCGGCGCACCACCACUACUUCGCCAACAAGACCGAGCCCACCGACAGGCAGCAGUUCAUGAAGGCCAUCAACAAGGAGUUCAGGCUGUUGAAGGAGUCUCUGCCGCCGGGCGUGUGGAUCCGGACUUUCGCGAACCGCACCGAUCUGCUGUCGGUGAUGAUCCGAGGUCCCGCCAAAACUCCCUACGAAGACGGACUGUUCCUGUUCGACAUGCAACUGAGCAACGACUACCCCAGAUCGCCGCCUCUGGUGCACUACAUCAGCUUCAGUUCCGAACGGCUGAAUCCCAACUUGUAUGUGGAAGGUAAAGUUUGCGUGUCCCUUUUGGGCACCUGGAUGGGUCGUGGAACGGAAGUUUGGGGCCCGAACAGUACCUUGCUGCAGCUCAUAGUGUCGAUUCAGGGACUGAUUUUGGUGUCCGAACCGUACUACAACGAGGCGGGCUACGAAAAACAAACCGACACCCAGCAGGGCUACGAAAACUCGCGCACGUACAACGAACUCGUUAUUCUGAAGUUGGUGCAGUCCAUGACGGAAAUGCUGCAGAAUCCUCCUCAAACGUUCAAAGAAGAAGUGCUGAACCACUUCUCCGUUAGCGGCAAAAACCUCUGUGAUCGGCUGGGUCGGUUCUGCAGCGACGAGGACCCCCUGGCCCCCGAUUUCCCCCUCCUCCCCGUCAGCAAAGGCCUGAAGUUGUCGCUGAAUUCGGCCCUAAAAGCGUUCGAAGAAAACCUGAACAAGAUGCUAAAAAUUGAUGUUUAAUUUAAGGUUGAUUUGUUUCUUGUAUCGUGUCCCCCAAUAAAAAGUAUUCUUGUAGAUUUUCGUUGGACUCUGUUGGAUAUUUUGGAAUGUUUUGUGUUUAAUUAUAGGACAUGAAGGUAUGAAAAAUAUUUACUUAAUAUAACAACACUAAACGUGGUACAAUUUAAUUAAAUGCUACUAUAUUUUCUCGAUUAUUUCGUUUAGUUUUGUUAUAUUUUUUUCAUUCCUUAUUUUUGUGAUUUUUCUGUGAUGAAAAGUGUUCUUGAUAUUACAAUUAUUAUAUUUAUAAAUAGUUAUUUAAUUUAAUUAAAUUUACUUACUUUUCUCUUAUAUUUAUUAAACUUCUUAAAUAACAAAUAGCAAUAAUGUUUAUAGCAAUUUUUAUGUUGUGUUUUGUCUUUUGGUUAUAAAAUGUUUUUUUCAAAACGUUGCCUAAUAUUUAAGCACAAAUAACAAUCUCACAUUGUUACUCUUAUUCACUCCAAUUAGCGUUAGAAUAGGAUUUUUUAGAAUUUCUUAAAUAAACAUUGUUACUGUUA